CUGACAGUGACAUUGUCAGCUGUCAUGCGUCACUAGACAAAGACAAAGAACAAUCAUUACAAUUUAACAAUUUUCUACACAACUUACAUUUCACAAACAAAGUCAAGUCAGUCAAAGUCACAGAAAUGGCUGACUUACUUGUGGUUCCGUUAAAAAAGUCUUCUGACGUCGAUAUUGUAAAACCAUUGAAGAAUUUAAUCCAAUCCACGUACAAUACAGGAGACAAUAAUGAAGACUACAGCGAUGCAAUAGAAGAGCUGGCGCGCCUCAGAGCUAACGCUAUUUGGAAGAUUUUCGAGAAAUCCUCUCUGGAAGUUAUUUACAGCUACUAUGACCAGCUGACGUCGCUCGCGACCAAAGUGCCUCCUCAGGAGCUGCAGAUACCCUUCAAGUGGAAAGACGCCUUCGACAAAGGCUCCAUUUUCGGAGGUCGCAUGAGCCUAACGGUGGCCUCGCUGGCGUAUGAGCGUGUGUGUGUGCUGUUCAAUGUGGCGGCUCUGCAGAGCACUCUGGCCGCGCAGCAACCACUUGAUACCGAGGACUCUCUCAAACUCGCUGCUAAACUUUUACAGCAAGCGGCCGGCAUCUUCAGCUACCUAAAGGGCAACGUAUUGACUGCGGUUCACCAGGAGCCCACGCCCGACCUCAGCCCCGACGCGCUGCACGCCCUGGCGCAGCUCAUGCUGGCGCAGGCGCAGGAGGUCAUCGCCUACAAGUGCAUCCGAGACGAGAUGAAGGAGAGCAUGGUGAGCAAGGUGUGCGCGCAGUGCGAGGAGCUGUACGCGGAGGCGCAGCGCGCGCUGCAGCGAGACCACCUGCGCGCGCUCUGGGACCGCGACUGGAUCCCGCACGUGCAGGCGAAGCAGGCCAUCUUCCGCGGCCUCAGUCAGUACUACCAGAGCGCGGUGUGUCGCGCGCGUCAGGCCGUCGGCGAGGAGAUCGCGCGCCUGCAGAUCGCGGCGGAGCUGCUGCAGGGGGCGGGGGCGGGGGCGGGCUCGGGGGCGGGGGCGGAGGUGGUGCGCGAGGCGGGAGUGCGGGCCGCGCGCCAGCUGGCCGCCGCGCGCCGCGACAACGACUUCAUCUACCACGAGCGCGUGCCGGAGCCGCGCAGUCUGGAGGCGGUGCAGCGCGCGCCCAUCGCCAAGCCGCUGCCGCUGCCCGACCACUUCUCACAGCCCUUCAAAGAUCUGUUCGCACGACUGGUGCCGCUGGCGGUGCACCAGGCGCUGCAGGCGAGCUCGGCGCGGCGCGCGGACCUCGUCAACGCGGAGAUCGGCAAACUGCGCGAGGCCACGCAGCUGCUCAACAGCAUCCUGGCCUCGCUGAACCUGCCGGCGUGUCUGGAGGGCGCGGGCGCGGCCGGCGCGCUGCCCGACUCCAUCCGCGAGAAGGCGGCGGCGGUGCGCGCGGCGGGCGGCCUGCCCGCGCUGCAGGCGCUCAUGGCCGACCUGCCCGACCUGCUGCAGCGUAACAAGGACAUCCUGGACGAGGCGGAGCGCAUGCUGCGCGAGGAGCGCGAGGCGGACGAGGCGCUGCGCGCGCAGUUCGGGGCGCGGUGGACGCGCAGCGAGUCGGGCGCGCUCACGGAGGCCUUCCGCGCCAACGCGGCCAAGUACGCGCAGAUCAUCGACAACGCCGUGCGCGCCGACGCCAUCGUGCAGCAAAAGUUCCUGCAGCACAAGGAGAGCAUCGCGCUGCUGAGCGGCAGCGAGGGCGAGCUGCGCGCCGGCGUGCCCGAGGCGCCGGACGCGCCCGCGGGUCCCGCCAGCGACGCCGACCACCUGCGCCAGCUGCGCGCCCUCAUGGACACGGUGGAGACGCUGAAGGCGGAGCGCGACAGUAUCGAGGCGGCGCUGAAGGAGGUGCACGUGGAGCUGCGCGAGGAGUUCCUGAGGGCGCUGGCGGAGGAGGGCGCCGUGGACGAGCCCGCGCGCUCCGCCGCCGCGCUCGGCGCCGCGCUGGCCCCGCUGCAGCGCCGCGUCGCCGACACGCUGCGUCGCCAGGAGGACCUCGUCGCCGAUAUACAGCGAGCACACAGCGCGCUGAUGGAGACGCGAGGCGGCGCCAGCGGGCGUGAUGCGGCGCUGGGCCGGCUCUGCGCCGCAUACGACGCCUACCAGGACCUCACCGGCAACCUCAAAGAGGGCGUCAAGUUCUACAACGACCUCACGCAGCUGCUGGUCGCGUUCCAGAACAAGGUGUCGGACUUCUGCUUCGCGCGCAAGACCGAGAAGGAGGAGCUGCUCAAAGACCUGACGCAGGAGGCGGCGCGAGGCUCGCAGAGACCUGCGCCCGCGCCGCCCUCGCACCACGCCCAGCCCGCCCAGGGCGCCCAGGCCGCGGUCAACGAGCCGGCGGCGGUCAAGAAGGAGGCGCCCCCGCGUCCGCCGCCCCCUGCCGCACCCGGCGCGCCCCCCGCACCCGCCGCCUCCGCCGCGUCCGGCGCGCUGCCCUACCCCACACAACCGCAAGGUAUGCCGCUGCCGUACGGGCCCGGCGCGCCCUACCCGCUCUACGCCGCGCCCCUCCCCACGCUCUACAACCCCUACGCCACGCUGCCCUACCCGCACCACGCGCCGCGCGCCCCCGUGCCCGCCCCCGCCUACCAGCCCUACCAGUACCCGCAGCAGUACGCGCCGCCCGGAUACCCGCAGGCGCCGCCCGCCCCCGGCUACAACCCCUUCCCGCCCCAGUAG
Papilio machaon (common yellow swallowtail) is the source of this 2696-nucleotide messenger RNA. RefSeq names its product programmed cell death 6-interacting protein (gene ALiX). The transcript has 15 exons. Gene Ontology annotation, biological process: mitotic cytokinesis. NCBI's taxonomy places the organism in Eukaryota, Metazoa, Arthropoda, Insecta, Lepidoptera, Papilionidae. The record is from RefSeq and is a predicted model, not a curated record. Gene Ontology annotation, cellular component: endosome. Gene Ontology annotation, molecular function: protein binding. Bases 126 to 2696 code for a protein of 856 amino acids.